Chara braunii is the source of this 915-nucleotide messenger RNA. NCBI's taxonomy places the organism in Eukaryota, Viridiplantae, Streptophyta, Charophyceae, Charales, Characeae. The record is from the annotation of a GenBank genome assembly.
UCGACAUAGAGAUCGUACUAUUGUUGUGUGACUUCGUCGCGCCAUGGCGUCUGUUGGCAAUGCUAAUGUACAAGGUGUUCGCAAUUGCUAUAAUUGUGGCCAACCUGGGCAUAUCUCUAGAUACUGUCCGCUGCCUGAUCGUCGUCUAAAUGGGUCACAGGUGUCUAAUGCUAUAGUCCCGGCUCAGCCUCUUUUAACUGUCCCUCCUGCUACAAACGUCGGCACCGCUGUCCCUUAUUAUUCCGGUCAAUAUAAUGGCGGCGGUAGUGGACUUGGUCGUAGGGUUAGCACUCUAGAGGAAAUUGUCAGUAAGAUAAAUGGUAAGCAUGAAGCCGAGGAGGCGAAGGAACGGGCUCGUCGCGAAGAAGAAGAACGGAAGAAACGUGACGCUGAAGAACGACGUAUGAAGGAUCGAAAGGAGCGAGAAGAGCUCCAUAAGGAGCUGCACAGGGAGAUGACGGGAAAACUGGACAAGGUGUGCGAAGCGGUCAAUGGGAAGAAGGUCACUGACAACGAAGAAAUAGCGAAAUUGAGGGCUCAGGUUGAAUCCCUCGUCCGUCAGCAGAACGGCUCGGAAAGGCUGAAGGACAACUCCCAAGAAGAGAUUGCGCGUCUCAAGGCAGAGGUCGAAAGUCUUCGCCGCAGUCAUCAUGGCGCUAGUAUCUCUGCAACGACUUCCAAGGAAGCAGAGGAGCUGUCUAGAUUACAGCUCGAGCAGGCCGAAGCAAAGGCUGCGAGCGAACGAAGGUUUUCCUCUCUUGAAGAAGUUAUUGUUGCCCUGCAAAGACAGUGCGAAGCCGCGAAGACGAAUGCAUAGGUUUGGAGGCUGGAAGCGCUCCGGCCAGGUAACAAGCGGGGGAGUGUCGUUAUUGGAGCAACUCCUGUGUCGGACGCCAGGGUGAGAGCAAGAGUGAC